AUGGAGCGAGGAGGUCUGCGGUCACAGCAGCAGGAGGCGGAGCGGGUGGCGCGCGAGCUCAUGGACGUGAAGAUUGAGGCGGCGCACCUGCGCGAGCGUCUGCGUCUGCGGGUGGGCGGCGACGCGACGGCAGCAGAGCUCGAGGCCGAAGCGUUCGCGCUGCAGACGGCGCUGGGGGAAGCGCAGGCGACGCUCAAGACGCGGGAGACGGCGCUCCAGACGCUCGAGCGGAAGUACGAGCAGUCGAUGCGCGGGAUGCUGCAGCUGGACGAGGCCUGGAAGCUCAGCAAGACGCAGACGAGGGCGGCGACGGACGCGCUGCAGGCGGUGGCGCAGCAACUGGACGACGAGAAGCGGCGAGGCGACGAGUUGCAGCGGCAGUUGGAGGCGGCGACCGGCCGAGAGGCGAUGCUGGCGGACCGAGUCGAUCAGCUGACGCUGGAGGUGGCCGAGGCGGCGCGCAGGAGCUGUGCGGAGCGACAAGUGGCCAAGCGGCGCGAGAUGCAGAUCUGUGAGCUGAGGGCCGAGUUGGAGACGACGCGGCAGACGUUUGAGGCGCAGAGGAGAGCAGAGGAAGGCGUGACACGGGACGAUGUGAGGCAGUUGCAGAAACAGCUGCAGGCGGCGCAGGAGCAGGCGGCGGCAUUGAGGGGAGAGGUACAUGCGCGACACGACGAGGCGGCGAAGGUGGAGGCGGAACUCCGUGCUGUGAAAGAGGCGGAAGCCGAGACGAAGCAGCGACUGGUCAAGCUGACGGAGGAACAUGCGACGCUGCGAGUGCACUUGGAGUCCGCCAAGUCGGUGGCAGCAGAGAGCACGCAGAGAGCGGUGGAGGCAGAGACGGAGAAUGACAGCAUGCGGAGGGGGCUGGACGAACGAGACGAGGUGGCCAAAGAAAAGGAACAGACAGUGCGUGCGCUGGAGCAGGAAGUUCUUCAGAUGCAGAAAGUGGUCGAGGAGGAGCUGAGGAAGAAGAAGCAGGCGAUAGCAGAGACAGAGCAGCGGUUGACAAGGGAGUCGCAGGAGAUGCUGCAAGCGCAGGAAGAGACGUGGAGCUGUCGAGAACGCGCUUUGCAGCUCGAAGUGGCAAAGUGCGAAGGUGAAUUGGCUCGUGUGCAGGCGUUCCAUAUUGAGCUGGCGGAACUGCUACAGAUGAAGGAAGGCGAAGAUACGCUAACUGGUCUAUCGCAAGGCGUCGAGCCCACGAUGCUCAAAGCGCUUGUGGUCCAGCAAAUUAACAAGCGGGAAGUCCUCACGGCAGCAUUGGGGCAAAUGAAAGCAAAAGCGGGUGCAAUGAAACGGCAGCUCCGUUUACACAGUCGACUUGAGACGGAGAACCAGACACUUCGUGCUGAGUACGAGAAGGCGAAGCUAGCAAUGGAGCGUAUGGCCUCCCGAAAAGGAAAGAGUUGCGCUUCGUUGCCGGCCCGGCAAGUUGGGGGCGAGAUUGGCAGUAGCAGUCCUUGCGCGAAAAGUGUUGGCAAGGAGAUUCGAUCAGGCGACGGGGAAGACGGGCCGUUUGUGAAGCGGAGGCUGGAGGCAGACGAAGCAAACGUGACUGAGGUCAGGACGACACCUCGGAAAGCGCAGCGCACGAAACACGUGUAUGUAGCUUCUCGGUAUAUGGACAGUGCAUCGAAGCGCUGA
Molecule: messenger RNA, 1647 nt
Organism: Hyaloperonospora brassicae
Lineage: Eukaryota; Oomycota; Peronosporomycetes; Peronosporales; Peronosporaceae
Source: the annotation of a GenBank genome assembly